AUUUAUCAAAUGUACUCAUAUGCUCCUCUUGGGGUUUCCUUUGCCUCUCCAAUUGCAACAUCAGUAGUGAGACCAGCUCCAGGUAUUGACUGAAAUCACUUAUUAAGUCUCCUAUGUGUAGCCUGUCUCUUAUGCACAACCAGUCUCAUAUGCUUAACCAAUCACCUAUGCUCAACCAGUCACCUAUGCUCAACCAGCUCCAGCCACAAUCAAGGGAGAAUCAAGAUACGAAUACGUCCCUUAUUAGAAAUCCGUAGUGGAAAUGGAAGAGGAAUAAAGAGUUGUGAAAGUAGUUGCUUAUAUAAAAUUGUAGGUGCCCAAAUAAAAGUGGGUGACAGAUUAUUACCCAGUUGAAUACCAAAAGGAAUACGUCCCUUAGGUCACAUACGAAAAAUAGAUUGAUUAUGUUCCAGUCGAAAAAACUGUUCCAAGAGUGGACUACUUAGAAAGAGAAGUAAGAAGAAGCUCAUUUGUGGCUCCAAUCAAUACAGCUCCACAAAUCCAAUAUGCCUCUCCUCUUUCCUAUAGUGUUGCUGCUCCCAUCGCCCCAGUCACUACCAGCUAUGUGGCACCUGCGUAUAGCACAGUCUAUAGAUAUUGAAUAUUAAGAAAUAUAAUAUGCCUGCAUUAUAAAUU
Molecule: messenger RNA, 636 nt
Organism: Paramecium octaurelia
Lineage: Eukaryota; Ciliophora; Oligohymenophorea; Peniculida; Parameciidae
Source: the annotation of a GenBank genome assembly